Molecule: messenger RNA, 1188 nt
Organism: Carica papaya (papaya)
Lineage: Eukaryota; Viridiplantae; Streptophyta; Magnoliopsida; Brassicales; Caricaceae
Source: RefSeq, a predicted model, not a curated record
AUGACAUCUAUAAACCAAAAGGAGAAUAACAAAAACAACACAACUUACUCUAUCACAAAUGAAGGAACAAAAUAUUCAUUAGAGCAUUCAAACACUUCAUUAUUGAAUUUUUCAUACCGAUAUCUUCAUGCCCAAAAAGAGUUUCAAGUUUCUAAUUUUGCAGUGUGUAAUUAUGGUAAGGGUAAAUGGGUUAUUGAUAAUAAGAGACCUUUGUACUCUGGUUAUAGAUGCAAAAAAUGGUUAUCGAAAAUGUGGUCAUGUAGGCAGAUCAAACGACUAGAUUCUGCUUAUGAGAGAUAUCGAUGGCAACCAAAAGAUUGCCAAAUUCUUGAAUUUGAUCGUUUUACAUUCUUAAGAAGAUAAAUAAUGCAGGACAAAACAAUUGCAUUCAUAGGAGAUUCAUUAGGUAGACAGAUGUUCCAAUCUUUAAUGUGUAUGGCUAGUGGUGGGAAGGAGAGCACAUUUAUUCAAGAUGUUGGAAAGGAAUACGACCUUAUCAAAGCUUUUGGAGCUAUUAAUCCUCCUAGUUGGGCUUAUCGAUUUGUGAAUACAAAUACUACUAUUUUAUGUUAUUGGUCAGUAACUCUUUGUGAGCUAGAGCCCUUAAACAUGACAGAGCCAACUACCGAUAUUGCUAUGCAUUUGGACCGUCCACCAACUUUCCUUAAACAAUUCCUCGCAUUUUUUUAUGUUCUAAUUCUUAAUACAAGACAUCACUGGAACAUAGAAAAGUUUAGAAGAAAUCAUUAUAUGAUGUAUUUGAAUGAAAAGCCAAGUGAAGAUAUAUUCGACUUUUAUGUUGCUAGGAAUUUUACUGUCUAUAAUCUCAUAAUGUGGCUCGAUUCUCAACUUCUCUUGCAUCCCAAGCUUAAAGCUUUCUUCAGGACUAUUUCACCAAAGCAUUUUGUUAAUGGGGAUUGGAACACAGGGGGCAGUUGUAAGAAUACUAUUCCGUUAAUUCGAGGAAGUGAAGUGUUACAAGAUGAAUCAACUGAUGAAGUUGUUGAAGCUGCCAUAAAAGAUACAAGAGUUAAAAUUUUAGAUAUAACUGCUCUUUCUAAUCUUAAAGAUAAUGAUCAUAUAUCUAAUUAUAUUAUUAGAUCAUCUAAAAAAAUAAGUGAUUGCUUGCAUUGGUGCUUGCCAGGGAUCCCAGACACAUGGAAUGAAAUUCUCAUUGCCCAAUUAUAG